CAGAGCCUGGGCCUCGCAGGCCGCAGGGGAAGCGGCUUUUCCUGGCGUCGCCGUGGCAACGCGCGCGGUUGUUUCCGGGAGCGGUGGCGGAGGUGCUGGGAGCAGCGGAACGAAAGGCGGACAGACCUCAGUUGCUCCGACGGAGGAGGGCCCGUCUGUCCGUUCUUACAAGUUUCCCCCACCCCGGACCUAAGUGUAUGCAAAUCCAGGUUCUCCUGCGUUUUAGCGUCGCCGCUGGCCCAACUUAGAGGUUGACUGAAGACCCUUCUUUCCUCAGAUUUCUUGACCUACAGAAUGCUUCGAUAUCCAUAUUUUUGUAGAGUGCACAUAGGAUUGUUUUCAUGCUUUGUGGAGUCUGGUGCUUUUAGUUUGGGUGUCUGUCCCCAAACAAUGCACACUACAACAGCAAUGCAUACUGAAUAUGAAACCCUGGAGGAGACAGUCCUGUGUGGUACCCAGAAGGCGCAUAGUUCCAAAGAGGAAGAUUCUGGAGUCAUGGCUAAAUUACAUAUCCCAGUAAUGGUGGAUGAAGUUGUUCAUUGCUUGACCCCACAAAAAGGGCAGGUUUUUCUGGAUAUGACAUUUGGUUCAGGAGGACACACAAAAGCCAUGCUGCAGAAGGAGCCCGAUAUUACUGUCUAUGCCUUAGACCGAGACCCAACGGCUUAUGCUAUAGCUGAGCAGCUUUCAGAAGUAUAUCCGAAACAGAUCCAGGCUAUGUUGGGCCAAUUCAGCCAGGCAGAGGCUUUGCUAAUGAAAGCUGGAGUGCAGCCAGGGACUAUUGAUGGAGUUCUUUUGGACCUGGGGUGUUCCUCCAUGCAACUUGAUGCUCCUGAGCGAGGUUUCUCCCUUCGGAAGGAUGGCCCCUUGGACAUGAGGAUGGAUGGAGACAGGUACCCUGACAUGCCCACUGCUGCUGAUGUUGUGAAUGCUUUAGAUCAACAAGCACUUGCAUCCAUCCUAAGAGCAUAUGGAGAGGAGAAGCACGCCAAGAAAAUUGCUUCUGCAAUCAUUCAAGCACGCAGCAUAUACCCUAUCUCUAGAACCCAGCAGCUUGCCAGCAUUGUUGCAGGUGCCUUUCCUCCCUCGGCUGUCUAUGCAAGAAAAGACUUACUACAACGAUCCACCCACAUUGCUACCAAGACUUUCCAAGCUCUUCGCAUCUUUGUGAACAAUGAGCUCAAUGAACUCUAUAUUGGACUGAAGACAGCACAGAAGUUUCUGAAAACUGGUGGUCGCCUUGUUGCCCUCUCCUUUCAUUCCUUAGAAGAUCGCAUUGUCAAACGAUUUUUGCUUGGGAUAAGCAUGACGGAGAGAUUUAACUUAAGCAUUAGACAAAAGGUGAGGCAAGCUUCACAGCUGAAUUUAGAUCCUGAGCUUGAGGAGAGCAGCUCUGCGAAAGCACCUCUGAUGUGGGAACUGAUACACAAGAAGGUACUUACUCCUGGAGAUGACGAUGUCCAAGAUAAUCCCAGAGGACGCUCAGCCAAGCUCAGAGCAGCUAUCAAAUUAUAAGGAUCUUUUCAUUGGAUCCUCAAGUUUUUCCUCAAUGAUUUUAUUUUUUUUUUUCUAAUUUAAAACUGUUUCUGAACAGCUGAAUGCAAUGUAAAGUAUGGGGAAGUCUGGAAAUUAAUGGCAUUUAGCUUUUUUUUUUUCCUCUGAAGAAAAUAUAGGAAUUUUUAACAUGACAUAAAAACUUUUAUUCAGGGAGCAGAGAGUCUCAAAAGUGGAAAACUAUUUUUAUCUCUGUAUUGUAUUUGAAUUACAAAAUGCAAUCUUUUCUUUGAUGAGGAACUGGAAAAACUAUGACAUUGUAUUAAUCUGAAUUAAAUUCAAGCUUCCAAAGAGAAUGAUAACCAUAUCUGUAUGCCAUAAAUUCCAGAAUGAGACAUUCACAUUUGCAAUAGACUUUCUAUGGCUCAAAUAAUGCAUGAUGAUCAUGGAACAAUUUGUAAUUUUCCCUACUAUAGCUUUCUCAAAUGUAAGCUUUUUAUACAUUUAAAUUUUCCAACAUUAUUUAAAAUAUGCCAGCCAUAUGGUGGAACAUGCCUUUAAUUCCAGCACUUGGGGAGGCAGAGGCAGAAGGGUCUCUGUGAGUUUGAGGCCAGCCUCAUCUACAAAGUUGAGUACAGGACAGCCAAGGCUACACAGAGAAACCCUGUCUCAAAAACAAAGAAGCAAAACAUACCGAUGAUUUUCACAGUGAAAUCAUAGUUCAUUGCUUUGAAGGCAUUUCUCUGUAUGAUUCAUGUUACAUGUAUUGCAACUUAAAACGUACUCAAAAAAAUUGCCCUAACAUACACAUAGAAAAUUUGAGUUACAGAAUUUCUAUUUGCUGUCAAUUAUAUCU
Molecule: messenger RNA, 2350 nt
Organism: Psammomys obesus (fat sand rat)
Lineage: Eukaryota; Metazoa; Chordata; Mammalia; Rodentia; Muridae
Gene: Mettl15
Product: methyltransferase 15, mitochondrial 12S rRNA N4-cytidine
Exons: 7
Coding region: 295-1515 (406 amino acids)
Biological process (GO): rRNA base methylation
Molecular function (GO): rRNA (cytosine-N4-)-methyltransferase activity
Source: RefSeq, a predicted model, not a curated record